AUGAAGCCAACUACCUCUCCCCAGCGCCAUAAGGACCGAAAUUCCCCUCUCCCUCCUACGCCCACGGAUUCGCGGCCUGCAGAUGGCCAAGGUCGGCGCCCCAGCUCGUCCAGCAGCGGUGCGUCCUCCACCACCUCGAACCUCACCACCCUCAAUGUCUCAAAGCGAUCUCUCUACAGCCUGAACCAGCAGCCCUCUCCCAGCGCUGGUCAGCCCUCUCGAACACCCUCCACUGGAGCUGGCAGCGUUAAUGGCAGCAAUACCUCACUCUCGGGUGCUCUGCGGCCCCAAAAUGACCCUGUUCAUCGCAGGGCAUCUCCCUUGGCCCCAUCCUCGUCUGACACUCGAGGUUUCCGCUCGCGCCACCAUUCCCAAGGAUUCUUCGAGCCAUCUCUACCCACGGCAUCUCAGAAUUCAGCUGCCGUGUCGGCCUCGAGGAUUGCUGCCCAAGCCGCGAUGCAACACCAGGCCGCUCCACAACAGCAGCAGCAGCAGCACCUGAGAAACAGAUCGCAGACCAUACCACCGCCGCAAGAGAGUGGGUUCGCGGGAAGAAGGGGUGCCAGAGAGUCUCCUCCCCCGAUACUGACGAGCAACCUCAAACCCCAGAUGUCCGCGCCCGGGCAGCUAAACUAUCAGAACGGCUCGGUUGGGGGACGCGUGGUGGCAGCGACCACGGCUGCCAAUAUCGCGUUUCCCAGGACUCCUACGCCUCAGAGUGCCAUGACGACGACGACGACGAUAACCGGGGGAGCUGAUCGUGCUGAAACUGGCCAUAAACAGAAAAGUGAGAAGUCGAAGAUGAAGCUGUUUUCAAAGCCAAAGCAUAUGGGAAUGUCUAGAGAUAAAGAAGAUAAAAAGGACAAGACUAUGCCGUCACCAAGUAAACUGGCUAUCUCAGGCGCCCAUGGUCUAGCAAGAAUGGUUAAUGCGUCGACGACCAGUCUGAAUGAUGCUGCUGCUCUCUCAAACAAUGCAUCCUUAUACUCGCUGGCAAACUCUUCAGCAACCACUGUUGUCCCCAUUGAACGCCAGUCUCUGGAUGAAGACAGGGGCAAGGAGAAAGAGAAACACAAACAUCACUUCCUCUCUCGGCAGAAGUUAAAGCUGAAGGACAAGGACGACCACUUUCACCUUCCGCUGUCAUCAGCCAACAGCAACUCACGUCCUCUGGACCCCAGCGCACCUCAGUCACUCUACUCCUUUGCACCCUCGUCUCCAGCUGUGUCGACCUUUGGAAAGUCGAUGAGCGGCCUUGACCUAAGACACGGCGGACGAGCUCUGAGAGAGAAGAAGAAGGAAGAGAAGGCGUCGGCCGCUGCUGCUGCACAACAAGACGCGAUGCUACGAGAGGCGGAACACCAGGCCGAGUGGUCUGGCGCUGCGUCGGUGACGGGCUCUACAGUCACCUUCGGCGGGCCAUCAUCGUCCCUGGGGAGCACACAGGGCAUUCUACCAGGCAACAAUGCGGCGAUUCAGGAGGCGCUGCAAGGGUUUGGUCUCCAGAACAUGACACCCGAUGACGCGUGGGACUUCCUCAAGGCGAAGCUGCUCGUCUUGUUUGAAGGAGAGGAUGUCCGCAUCGCGUUGGAGGAUCUCAACAAGCUGGUCAAAGUACACAUCCAGUACUGCGUCCAGAAACAUAUGCCCUCAGAGGUUGUCGAGGAUCUCCGUGACCUGUUACAGACCGGGUUCGCAUCUUUGAACUACUCAAUCUAUAAGGUGCCAGAGGAGAACAUCAUCCCCCAUCUCGUGAAUAUCUGGGUCUUCGCGUUUGGAACGAUACUUCCGUUCAUCCAAGCCACGUUCUUCCCCCUGGACCUCGAAUUCAAGGGCCACGGCACGAUCAUGAGUGCCCGCGAAGCAAACGAGUUUUGGGGCGCGAAUCCGGGCAACGGAGAUUCAUCGACAUCCAUCGGUAACGAGCUCGAUGUCCGCAAGAUAGUUCUCACUUCGUUCCGUGACAACGUCAUCUUGACGCGCUAUGAAGUCCUGAAGGCUGCUUUCUCCCGUCUCAGUCUCGAGAAGAUGAACGCGAACAUCAACGGACCCCCUACUGCUACUCCGCACAGUGCAGCAACCGCCAGCCGACCAAGCACAUCUGCAGGCUAUGAAACCGGAGCUGGAAGCUACAACUCACAGCCCUCCCAUCUCAUUGCUGGUAGCUUCUCGUCCGAGUCUGCCAUUGCAUCUCUCUCCCGUGCUCGUGCGACGUCCAAUACUUCUUCUAACGCUGAACAACACCCCUAUCCGUCAUCUUACUCGUCCUUCUCCCCGUCUCAACCUUCUAUUCUAUCCCAGACCCAUUCCACCAACCAUCCUCCACCACCACAACCACCACCCUUGGACCCGUCACACAUCACCGAGACAGCCGGUCGUAUGCUCCAAUGCAUAUGCGUACUAGCCAGCGUCCAAAGCGACGAUGAUGCGCAACAGAAGAUCGAAGAGCUGAGCAAGGCUUUGAAGCACAAUUGGCUCGGCCGUGGUAGAACAGGCCGUAAUCGUCGAGGCUUUGUCGGGACCAAGAUCCGUCCACCUCCGCCCCCACGUAAAGAAAGCGACGAACAACCACAACGCCAUUCUACGGACGGUAUUUCCAAAGGUACAGACGGGGCGGCUUGGUAG
Molecule: messenger RNA, 2625 nt
Organism: Arthroderma uncinatum
Lineage: Eukaryota; Fungi; Ascomycota; Eurotiomycetes; Onygenales; Arthrodermataceae
Product: HbrB
Exons: 1
Coding region: 1-2625 (874 amino acids)
Biological process (GO): TORC2 signaling
Cellular component (GO): TORC2 complex
Source: RefSeq, a predicted model, not a curated record